AUGAAGUUUGCUGCAGCGGCUCUGGUCUCUCUGGGACUGUCUGGUGCCCAUGCGCUUGUGGACAUCCCUGCUGUGAGCAGCGUGGUCAGUUCUGCUCUCUCGGAAUACUCUAUCUAUGUGACUCACGCACUCAAUCCAACCGCGACCGCGACCAAAACUCCUGCUAAGGCGACCAACAAUGUUGAUAUCCUUGCUCGUGGAGCUGUGUCAGACCCAGCCUACUGGUUGGCCGGUAUCAGCCAUCGCGGUGUUGCUGCAUUCAACAGUAAUCCGUCUACCUACACCGUCUUUCGAAAUGUCAAGGACUAUGGCGCAAAGGGUGAUGGUGUGACUGACGACACCGCGGCCAUUAACGCGGCCAUUAGCGCCGGAGGACGGAUUGGACCAUCUAAUGGUCAAACCUCUACAACCACUCCUGCCAUUGUCUAUUUCCCAGCUGGAACCUACAUCAUUUCCUCGUCCAUCAUUGAUUACUAUUUCACUCAGCUGAUUGGUAACCCGAAUGAUCUCCCGGUUCUCAAGGCCAGCGCCAACUUUCCCUCAACCUGGAUUAUUGAUGGAGAUCAGUACCAAAGCACGGGAAAUCAGGGUUGGGGGUCUACCAACGUCUUCUAUCGUCAAAUACGCAACUUUGUUCUUGACCUUACUGCUGUGCCGCCCACCGUGGGUGCCACCGGUAUCCAUUGGCCAACUGCCCAGGCGACCACCAUUCAGAAUGUCAAAAUUCUGAUGAGCUCGGCGUCCGGGACUCAGCACCAAGGGAUAUUCAUUGAAAACGGCUCUGGCGGUUUCAUGUCUGAUGUGACAACGGUUGGAGGUGCCUAUGGACUCAACAUCGGCAGCCAGCAGUUCACCAUGCGAGGCUUGACAAUCUCCAACGCAGUGGUUGGUAUCAACCAGAUUUGGAACUGGGGUUGGACCUACCAAGGACUGAACAUCAACAACUGCGGCACUGCUAUAUCGAUCUCUAAUGGUGGAAUCGACAACCAGGCGGUGGGAUCAGUUGUCAUCCUCGACAGUACCAUUCAAAAUACUUCCAAGUUCGUGGACACGGCAUACACCAGCACUUCCUAUAGCAACGGAAGUCUUUGGCUUGAGAACAUACAGCUCAGCAAUGUGGCCACGGCAGUACAGGAUAAUGGCAACGCCAUCUUGGCCGGGUCCUCUGGCUCUAUGACAAUUAGCGGCUGGGGUCAAGGUCAUAGCUAUUCUCCAAGUGGUCCUCACAAGUUCCAAGGGCCCAUGGAACCGGCUUCCCGACCUAGCGCUCUUCUGGCCAGCGGAACUUCUAACUAUCUUACCCAGAGCAAGCCUCAGUAUGAAGCUUCCCCCGUGGCCUCCUUUUUGAGUGUUCGCGCCGCCGGCGCUAAGGGAGAUGGUCAGACAGAUGACACGGCAGCCUUGAAUGCUGCCCUGCAAUCUGCUGCGGCAUCCAACCAACUUCUUUAUAUCGACCAGGGAACUUACGUUGUCUCCGAUACUCUCAUGGUCCCAGCGGGCUCGCGCAUCGUUGGCGAGGCCUAUCCGGUUCUCCUGGCAACUGGUAGCAACUUCGCAAACAUCAAUCAACCCAAAGCAGUGGUCCAAAUUGGCAAUGCUGGGGACUCCGGCCUUUUCCAGUGGUCGGAUACCAUCGUUGGAACUCGUGGCUCGACUCCCGGUGCGAUCUUGGUUGAGUGGAAUCUGGCUGCCACCGCAGGCUCUGGCAUGUGGGACGUCCAUUCCCGUAUUGGUGGUUUUGCUGGAUCAAACCUUCAAGUUCAGCAGUGCCCGACAACCACUGCGGUCUCUUCCGCAUGCGAAGCCGCUUAUAUGUCCCUUUGGGUCCGAUCAAGCGCCAAGAAUGUGUACUUGGAGAAUGUUUGGCUGUGGACAGCAGACCAUGAUAUGGAUAGUCCGGCCAACACCCAAAUCUCCGUAUACACAGGCCGUGGGCUCCUCGUUGAAGGAAGCAAUAUCUGGCUGUAUGGAACCGCCGUUGAGCACCAUUCCUUGUACCAAUAUCAAUUCUCUGGUGCAUCCAACAUUGUUGCGGGAUUCAUCCAGACCGAGACGCCGUAUUGGCAGCCAAACCCCGACGCCGCCCAUGGACCUUAUUCAGUCAGCUCCUCUCUUCGGGACCCUGUCUACACCGGUGGUGACGCGUUUGGCCUCCGUAUCCUCGAUACUCAACAAAUCAGCAUCUACGGCGCCGGCUUGUACAGCUUCUUCAACAACUAUAUCGGCACGUGCUCAGCUUAUCCGACUCCCGAGAACUGCCAGGCUGCCAUUUUCAGCAUUGAAGGCAGCACCAGCGGCUUGAAGGUUUUCGCGUUGAGCACUGUUGGUACGAUCAACCAGGUGAUUCAGGAUGGUACGGUGUUGGCCUUGGCUAGCGAUAACCUUGCGGCCUAUGCUGAGACCAUCGCCUACCUGGCUCCUGCUGCCGGAACCGGCUCAAACAGCACGACUACAUCCUUGACCACCUCAAUCUCUUCUACCAUGACCAUGUCCGGUUCGACAACUCUAGCCACAUCCGUUUCUUCUAAAUCGGCCACUUCCACCGCUCCAGUUACUACCGGGUGGGCACUGGUGGGUUGCUACACCGACAACGUUUCUGAACGCGCCCUCCCUAGCGGGAUCCCCGUACCCGGCGGAGCAUCGAAGAUGACUGUGGAGGCUUGCCAGGCUGGUUGCCAGGCUCUUGGCUUCACUCUCGCUGGUUUGGAGUAUGCCGGUGAGUGUUAUUGUGGCAACCAGGUGCAGGGCGGAAAUGGACCUGCCCCCGACGGCAAUGCUCAGUGCAACAUGGCUUGUAAUGGUGAUUCGACGGAAACUUGUGGAGGGCCGAACCGACUGGACUUGUACACAUACGGCAGGCAAACUGCCACAACCGCGUUUACGACUACUGCCACGGCAAGCUCGACUGUAUCAACCGUCUCAGCUACUUCGGGGACUGCUUCGGCUACUUCUACCUCUGGAGCAACUGGAUGGGUUUCGCUGGGUUGCUACACUGACAACAUCUCUGAACGCGCCCUCCCUAGCGGGAUCCCCGUACCUGGCGGAGCAUCGAAGAUGACUGUGGAAGCUUGCCAGGCUGGUUGCCAGGCUCUUGGCUUCACUUUCGCUGGUGUGGAGUAUGCCGAUGAGUGCUAUUGUGGUAACCAGGUGCAGGGCGGAAAUGGUCCUGCCCCCGAUGGCAAUGCUCAGUGCAACAUGGCUUGUACUGGUGCUUCGAGCGAAACUUGUGGAGGCCCUAACAGAUUGAACCUCUACCAGUACACUUCAUCGACUACUCCAGUGGCUAAGCGUGGUCUUGCGUACAACAACAACAACCCGCAAGAUAACGCCAUGUAUACGACCUUCUUCGCCGGCAAUAGCAAGAUCUCCUGGGGCUAUGAUUGGGGAUUCCCAUCCAAUGGUCUACCAUCUGCUUGGGAAUUUGUUCCUAUGCUCUGGGGCCUCCCCAGUGGUGCCGACCCAGACUGGACUGCUGCCGUUAAAACCGCCGACACCAAGCAUAUUCUUGGCUUCAAUGAACCUGACCUUAUAUAUUCCGCCUCUUCUAACAUUCUGCCUGCGGCAGCUGCGCAGGGCUAUAUGACUUACAUGCAGCCAUUUGCCGGGUCUGUUAAGAUAGGCAUGCCGAGCGUCCUGUGGAACAACGUUGGCUCAUCCUCCGGUGGUAACUACAACACGAAGCAGUGGACGAACUACUUCCUUGGCAACUGUACUAGCUGUACUUUGGACUUCGGAGCGAUUCACUGGUAUCAGGACUGCAACGCUGCGUGGUUCAAGGGCAAUGUCACCGAUGCCCACGCAACUCUUAACCUGCCCAUUUGGGUUACUGAGUUCCAGUGCUACGGUACUGACGCACAGCAGAUUGCAUUCUUGCAAGAUGUUUUGCCCUGGAUGGACAGCCAGCCCUACGUUGAGCGAUACGCCUACUUCGGAGUCUUCCCAGGCUACCUCCUUAACAGUGACGGCACUGCUUUGUCAGAUAUCGGAAAGGCAUAUGCCAGCGCCUGA
Molecule: messenger RNA, 4008 nt
Organism: Penicillium subrubescens
Lineage: Eukaryota; Fungi; Ascomycota; Eurotiomycetes; Eurotiales; Aspergillaceae
Exons: 5
Coding region: 1-4008 (1335 amino acids)
Biological process (GO): fungal-type cell wall polysaccharide metabolic process
Cellular component (GO): fungal-type cell wall
Source: RefSeq, a predicted model, not a curated record